This is a messenger RNA of Bombus huntii, 2889 nucleotides long. Its product is annotated as putative fatty acyl-CoA reductase CG5065. The transcript has 9 exons. The coding region runs from base 147 to 1784 and encodes 545 amino acids. Gene Ontology annotation, biological process: long-chain fatty-acyl-CoA metabolic process. Gene Ontology annotation, cellular component: peroxisome. The record is from RefSeq and is a predicted model, not a curated record. Gene Ontology annotation, molecular function: alcohol-forming very long-chain fatty acyl-CoA reductase (NADP+) activity. Lineage: Eukaryota; Metazoa; Arthropoda; Insecta; Hymenoptera; Apidae.
AAAGAAAUAGAAACGAAGAAGAAGAAGAAGAAGAAGGUGGUGCCGGUAAAAAAGCAAACUGAAGAGAAACUUGGGCAGAAAUUUCAACGAGGAAGAAGCAAAGGGAACCGGUUCAAGUAGCAGAGCGGAGGAAAAUCACUGACACUAUGCCUACAGACGUCAAUGCUAAGACCAGGUCGAAGGAACGUGCCUCGAUUGCCGCGUUUUACGCUGGCCGGAAUAUUUUCGUGACUGGUGGCACUGGGUUUCUGGGAAAGGUGUUGAUCGAGAAGCUGCUGAGAUCCUGUCCCGAUGUUGGAGAGAUAUUCAUAUUGAUGCGACCAAAAGCCGGACUGUCGAUCGACGAUAGAUUAAAGAAAAUGCUCGAGUUGCCGCUGUUCGACAGACUGAGAAAAGAGAGGCCAUCCAACUUGAAGAAGUUGAUCCCGGUUCGCGGUGACACAAGCGUCGAGGGCUUGGGUUUAGGACCGGUGGAAAGACGAACGAUCACCGAACGAGUUUCCGUGAUUUUUCACGUAGCCGCGAACGUUCGAUUCAUCGAAGAUCUAAGAAAGGAUAUAUUCUCGAACGUUCGCUCGACCAGAGACGUUUGCAUCCUUGCGGGAGCUAUGAAAAACUUGGUGGCAAGUAGAAAACAUUCUCUUUUUUAUCUUAAUUUAGGAAAUUGUAAGAGCAACCAGCAUUCUAAAAAUCACUUUCGGUUGCAUCAGGCAUUAGUGCACGUUAGCACCGCAUACGCGCAUGUUGACAAGCCGGUAAUCGACGAAGUUGUAUAUCCCGCUUUAACAGACUGGAGAAGCGCUAUACGAAUGAUAGAAUCCCUAGAUGAACAGACGGUGCAAAUAUUUACUUCCAAGUACUUGGGUUCGAUGCCAAACACGUACACGUUCACCAAGCGACUGGCAGAGCAGGUGAUAAGCGAUUACUCGAAAGAUUUGCCUAGCGUAAUUUUUCGACCGUCGAUAGUGAUAUCGACGAUCGAGGAUCCUGUGCCUGGCUGGCUGGACAACUUCAACGGACCCGUGGGUAUGAUGGUCGGUGGUGGAAAGGGAAUAUUGCGAGUAGUUCGUUUAGAACCGAACGUAGCCGCCGAUUUUCUUCCUAUUGAUUUAGCCAUUAAAGUUAUGUUGACAGCCGCGUGGAAACGAGGAUUAGAAACGAUAACCAAGGAUCCGAGCGUUUACGUCUAUAACGGCAGCUCCCAUCAGAUCCAUCGCAUCACUAGCAAAGAAUUGGUCACAAUGGGAUUGAGGCUAAACGAAGAAACGCCGCUCGAAGGAAUCAUCUGGUAUCCCCGAACCAUUUUAACGUCGAAUCGUCUUCUUCAUUACGUUCUGACAUUGUUGACCCACGUGCUGCCAGCCUUGAUCAUCGACGAAACUCUUAAUGCGAUGGGUCGUCGACGGAUGCUAAUGAAAAUUCACAAGACGAUUUACUCCAGCAUCACGCAAUUGAGUAUCUUUUUACACAACGAGUGGUGUUUUCACAACUCCAACAUGUUGAAUAUUUUAACGACACAAGUGCCACCGGCAGAGCGAGAAAUCUUCGGCUACGAUUAUCAUCAUUUCAACGUGGAACAAUACUUUAAGAAUUGUUUGAUCGGAGCGAAACGUUAUCUCUUAAAGGAGGAUUUGACACGAUUAAAACAGGCGAAACGAUAUUACGACAGGAUGAAGUGGUUCGAUAGAAUAUUCAGCGCUUGGUUAAUCGUGAUGGCAAUAUGGAUAUUUUGCAAAGUCGGAAUAUUUUCGUACUUCCUUGAAUCGAUUCACUCUAUCGUCUAACCAAGUGUCUGUGGCGAACAUGUAAUUGUUUCCUCGUAAAUUGCAACGAACCUCGUACGAUGAUGCGAUUGACGAAAAGGUGGGAUGGAAUAAGAAGAAGGAAAAAAGAUGUAUCGCGAUAUCGCCGCUUGUAUCAACGAAAUCAACGACAACGUUCUUGCAUGAAAUAAAGUAGAUUGAGAAAAAUAUUUCUCUACGAUGUUUCUUUCUUUUAUAAAUAAUAUAUUUCGUUUGACUGACAAUGAGUUUCGAACGAGCAGGACGCUGCGAUUCUCGCUAAAAGGCGAUAAACUUCGGACGUAGGAAAUCCGAUUACGCGCAAAGCCCGUAAAAAGGCCAAUCGCAUGCAUAAUGUAACGAGAAUCUCCCCAGUUGUUUUAAUUGUCUGGAAACCGCAAUCGUCUCAGGUCCCGCUGCCAUAACUAACCACGAUUUCGUUCCCCCUCUCCUUAACCGAGAUGAUUUCGACCGUUUCACGAGUAAAUUCCUCCUUUCGUUUCUUUACCGCUUCCACUGCCACUUUCCGUUGUCCUUGUUUACUUCGCGUUCAGUCGCGAUCAGUGCACAUAGAAUACAUACGCUUCGAAAAGGAAGAAUUGCACGACGCAACGGCUAGAAAUUAUUUCAUAUUUCGGAACAAAGUGAUCUAUCUUCUAUGGCGUUUUCUGCAACGAUCGUAACGUGAAUCGCAAUGCAAUAACGUAAGUGUCUUGAUAACUCCGAGUAAAAUUUUGUCUUUGUCUCUUCCUUUGUUCGUUUAUUCUUUGGCGACAUGCAUACUGUCAUCUUUGUCUUUUUCGAUUAGAAUUCGUACGACUAUGCCAACUGGAUAGUUCCCGUGUGAACCAACAUGUAUACGCGUCCAUAUGCAAAUGGAGUUGAAACAUCGUCAUCGUCGUCGAUAGUUGCGCAUGCGCGUCCGCUAUCGCGAAACGGACAGAAGCGUGAUCAGUCGGCGGGUCGGCCAACUGGUUUAGCGCGUGUCGGUUUCUCGACGGUCAGGAUCGAUCGUUACGAUUAUUAUUUCACGAGAGAAGAUCGUAUGUGAGGAGCGAUCGGACGAAAAUAGACAGGUGGGCCGACGCGAGACAAUCUUUAAAUAGGU